This is a messenger RNA of Rhipicephalus sanguineus (brown dog tick), 1272 nucleotides long. Its product is annotated as endochitinase. Gene Ontology annotation, cellular component: extracellular region. The transcript has a single exon. Bases 1 to 1272 code for a protein of 423 amino acids. Lineage: Eukaryota; Metazoa; Arthropoda; Arachnida; Ixodida; Ixodidae. Gene Ontology annotation, biological process: chitin catabolic process; carbohydrate metabolic process. The record is from RefSeq and is a predicted model, not a curated record. Gene Ontology annotation, molecular function: chitinase activity; chitin binding.
AUGCCCAAGAAGGAGGCCUCGGCCCUCAAGGGCGGCAUCGGGCUCGACGAAGAUCCCUUCCUCAAGAGCACCUGUGUUUACUCCAUCAGCUCGUGCAUGAUCUUGAUCUUGGUGUUCUUCGUGGCGCUUCCCGGUGCACUGAUGCCCUACCUGACCCGGGUUCGGUUUAUCAGAGAAGUGCCCAAAAAGGAAGACGUCCAGCUGGAUAGCAGAGGUCCCGAACCCCUCCUGAUCUGCCAGUUGGACCCGCACAGCUUUUCGAGGCCUCCGCCGUGGACGUACGCCCAGAGGUACAUCCCUAUUCACCUGUGCUCGCACAUUGUGCUCCCGCUUGUAGGUCUACCAGACUUCUUCAGCGACAUGCAGAACUAUGACAGCCUGAGCUUGGCCAACCCUCCGUUUCACCUUGCCGAUCUGACUCCCCUCGUCAAGUCUAAGCCGCACCUCAGGCUUAUCGCAGGGCUGGGGAGUUUUCAAGAUGCCAGCGGGCUCCUGCAACACCUUGCCUUGAGCCAAGAAAGAAGCAUGGCGUUCUCACGGAACUUACUCCGUUGGACUCUCGUGAACCACCUAGACGGACUCAUGGUGACCGGUCUUUUUCCAGUAUCAGACAGCCGCUUACGCAACUGCGCCGUACGCUUGCUCAAGAAAAUGGCGACUCUCUUCCGCCACAGGGAGUUCAUGCUCGUGUUGCCCCCCGAGUCUUCCUUAUUAAGCAGGCCUAAAGCGGGCAAGAGGCUUGCGCAGCUGGUUGACAAGAUCGUGCUGCCACCACAGUGGCUUGGACUCAGCCGUGCGCUGGAGAAAAUUCUCUCCAGCGGCUUUCCUCCUUCUCAGCUUGUUGGGGCAAUCCGCUUCGAAGGUAUCCCAUACACGCUAAACCACAGGGAUAGUUACACUGGCACCGUGCCAGGUAACGAGAACACGUUCGCGUACCACGAGUUGUGCGUCAAGCGAGGAUGGAAGCGCCACAGGGAUGGAGACAUCACUUUCUUGCACCGCGGCCGCUCAUGGUACAUAUACGAAGACGAGCACUCUCUGGCAGCGCAAACAGCAAAAUUCAUGGAGAAAGGACUUGCGGGCAUCCUCGUGUGGGACGUCAGUGCCGACGACUUCCUAGGAUUCUGCGGCCGCAAGAACAUCCUGCUGGAAACAGUACGCAAUGCUUCUUUAACGAUGGGUGCACCGUUAUUGAAUUUGACGUCGGAAGCAUUGAAUAAGGAUCCCAUGAAUGCCUCUUCAGUUGCUGAAUUAAACAUGUCUAUUUUAUGA